AUGGAAAAUCUCAAAUUGAUCCUAGUCAUUGGAGGAACUGGUGCUCAAGGCAGUUCUGUCGUUAAUGCACUCUCUGAAAGUGGUCGCUACAGCGUCAGAAUUCUGACUCGGAACCCGGCUUCAGACCGUUCUAGAGAGCUGGCUGCCCUUCCCAAUGUGGUGCUCCUGCAAGGUUCCCAGGAUAGCCAAAAUGAUCUCCAUACCGCUUUUACUGGCGUUUACGGUGCAUGGGUGAACCUCGAUGGUUUCACCAUUGGUGAGAAAAAUGAGCUGUUCUAUGGUAUUAGGGCGUACGAAAUAGCCAGGCACCACGGUGUCAAGCAUUAUGUUUUUGCAAAUAUCGACUAUGCUCUUCGGAAGGCUGGGUGGAGUGAGCAGUAUCAUUGUGGACAUACCGAUGCUAAGGGCCGCGUUGGUGAUCUGAUCUUGAGCCAUGGACAGUCCACCAUGACGACUUCACUCUUGACAACGGGACCAUACAUGGAUAUGCUCUAUGAUGGCAUGUUUGUCCCUGAGGAGCAAGCUGAUGGUUCAUUCGUCUGGGAGAACCCCGCUGCGGAUGGUAAAAUCCCUUUGAUUGCACUCGAUGAUGUUGGAGUCUACAGCCUGUGGAUAUUCGACAAUCCAUCAGAGUCCACAGGCCUCGACCUUGAAAUUGCUACUGACCAAGUGAGCUUUGCCGAAAUUGUGGAAACCUUUACGAGAGUAACGGGUAAGAAAGGGGUACAUAAGCGCGUGCCUUUGGAGACUUAUCUAGAGAAGGCAGAGCCAUAUCCAGGAGCUUAUUCAAACUGGGCGAUAGAUCCGAAGAUUCCUCGGGAUGAGUCGUUCAUGACUUGGAGGGAGAAUUUCUCGGAUUGGUGGCGCUAUUGGAGCGAAGGCAAGGGUGCAACUCGUGAUAUGGCAUUCCUUGAUCGUAUUCAUGGCUCUCGUAUCCCUAAUUUGGAGGCGUGGAUGAGAGCGAAGAACUAUGAUGGGCGACCACGGUCUGUUCUGAAAGAUCUUCACGAAGUGAGAAAUAUGGGAAUGGCGAGCAAAUAA
Messenger RNA from Talaromyces marneffei, 1041 nucleotides. RefSeq lists its product as uncharacterized. Bases 1 to 1041 code for a protein of 346 amino acids. Lineage: Eukaryota; Fungi; Ascomycota; Eurotiomycetes; Eurotiales; Trichocomaceae. The transcript has 3 exons. The record is from RefSeq and is a predicted model, not a curated record.